Molecule: messenger RNA, 1864 nt
Organism: Stereum hirsutum FP-91666 SS1
Lineage: Eukaryota; Fungi; Basidiomycota; Agaricomycetes; Russulales; Stereaceae
Product: hydroxymethylglutaryl-CoA synthase
Exons: 6
Coding region: 41-1495 (484 amino acids)
Biological process (GO): acetyl-CoA metabolic process; ergosterol biosynthetic process
Molecular function (GO): hydroxymethylglutaryl-CoA synthase activity
Source: RefSeq, a predicted model, not a curated record
UCCGUCCCCUUCAAUAUCACAACAUCCACAAUCAAUAGCAAUGGCCAUCGAAGCUGCCUCCACCUCCGCCGCGCCCUCCGUCUUCGACGUCCAGGCUGAGCGUCCCCGUCCGAAGGAUGUCGGUAUCCUCGCCAUGGACAUGUACUUCCCAAAACGCUGCAUCUCGGAGGAAGACCUCGAGGUGUACGACGGUGUCGCCAAGGGCAAAUACACCAUCGGUCUCGGACAGUCCUACAUGGCUUUCGCGGACGACAGGGAGGAUAUCAACUCCAUCGCCUUGACUGUCGUCUCAUCCCUCAUGAAACGCUUCGACAUCGACCCGCGCUCCAUCGGCCGUCUCGACGUCGGCACCGAAACUAUCAUCGACAAGUCCAAGUCCGUAAAGACCGUCCUCAUGGACCUCUUCAAAGAGUGCGGCAACCACGAUAUUGAGGGGUUGGACAGCAAGAACGCGUGCUAUGGGAGCACCGCUGCGGUUCAGAACGCGACGAACUGGAUCGAGUCGCGCUCGUGGGACGGCCGCAAUGCGAUCGUCUUCGCUGGUGAUAUCGCGGUCUACGCAGAGGGCGGAGCCAGGCCCGUCGGUGGUGCCGGCGCCUGCGCCAUCCUCAUCGGCCCCAACGCCCCUCUCGUCUUCGAACCCAUCCACGGAACCUACAUGGCCAACACCUACGACUUCUACAAGCCGAACCUCACCUCCGAAUACCCCACCGUCGACGGCCCCCUCUCCGUCUCCACCUACAUCCAAGCAAUGGACGCCGCCUACUCCUCCUUCCGCUCCAAGGUCGCCUCCGGCACCAAAGCCCUCAACCCAUCCGCCAUCCCCUCCUCCACCGAAUCGGGCAAGAAAGUCGACGAGAAGUCGGUAUUCUCGCUCGCGGAUGUCGAUUAUCCGGUGUAUCACAGCCCGUACGGGAAGCAGGUGCAGAAGGGCCAUGCUCGGCUAUUGUUCAUGGAUUAUCUGAGCGCACCGUCCAAGCCCGAGUUCGCGAACAUCGAUGCGGGAUUCCUCGAUAUUCCGUACCCGAAGACGCUCGGCUCAAAAGAAGUCGAGAAGGCGUUCAUGGCGCUUUCGAAAUCGGAUUAUGCUUCUAGAGUUGCGCCGUCCAUGCGCUGUGCGUCGAGGUGCGGGAAUAUGUAUACGGCGUCGUUGUAUGGCGGGCUAGCGAGUCUGUUGAGUACGGUGGAUGGCGAGACGUUGAAGGGGAAGAGGAUCAGUAUGUUUGCGUUUGGGAGUGGGUGUGCGAGUACGUUUUGGACGAUUAGGGUUAAGGGGGACGUCAGUGAGAUCGCGAAGAAGAUGGAUUUGUUGAAGAGGUUGGAGAGUAUGGAGGUCGUGAGCUGUGAUGAGUAUACGAAGGGGCUUCAGCUCAGGGAGGAGAACCAUAACGCGGCGCCAUACCAGCCCCAGGGCGACAUCAAGAAUAUCUGGCCCGGCGCGUUCUACCUCGACAACAUCGACAGCAUGUUCAGGAGGAAAUACAUCCAGGCUUAACUUAAGUUUCUUCUCCCUCUCGCAUCCCUGCUCCAUCUUCCUUCGUUCCAUGUCUGCCCGUCUUCGGUCCCGGUCGCUUUACAUUUAGAAUGCAUUCACCUACCUACCUACCUGCAUACAUACACAACUACCAUUCAUCCCCUCAUCCCUUCAUCCCUUCACCUUCGCCCCACACAAUCCUCGUCCUCGUUCGGAUCCCUCUUAAGCUUAUGCUAUGCUCUCUCGCGUCCGCCUCUGUCUUAUGUACGUAUGUCAUAUCUGCUCCGUAGUUCAUAACUUCAUACCUAUCCCCCGCCUUUUCUCUUUAUGUGUCGGUUUUGAGUAUUUAAGGGGAUGGAAUGAGAAAAUUAGAAUUAGAAGUUCGAAUCA